AUGGGUCUCAGCAGAGCAACAUUAGGCUUCACGGGCCUGUUUUUCAUGGCAGCGUCGAUUUUACUGAUCUUCCUCACUUUGUUGGGAGGUGCACGUAACAGCAAUCCGUUGAACCGAAUUUACUUCCUCGAGGCGGACACGGGAAAUAUCCCAGGAGCAUCGUCAACCUCGCGUUGGACAUUCUGGAACCUCUGCGGAGUGAAGGACGGCAAGAAUGACUGCGGAGAUACCCAUGUGGAUUUCCCAUUCGAUCCCCCAAGCCACCGUAACUUCGACACCACCGAUAAUAUCCCUAGUCAGUUUAUCGGAACGAACCACUACUUCUUGAUGUCACGGUUCAUGUUCCCCUUCAUCAUCAUCGGUCUGUUCUUCGCCGUGUGCUCUUUCUUCACUGGCAUGCUGGCCAUCUGCACCCGCGUUGCCAGCUACCUCUCCGGUUUCCUGGCCUGGAUCGCUCUCACUUUCCAGAUCAUCACGACCUGUCUCAUGACUGCUGUCUUUGUCCAGGGCCGUCACGCGUUCAACAGUAACGGCCAACACUCAUCCCUCGGUGUAAAGGCAUUCGCCUUUAUGUGGACCGCAUCUGUCUGCCAGUUCCUUUCGUGCUUGUUGUACUGCCUCGGUGGUGCCGUUGGCCGGAAAGAUACUAGCAGUGGAUACAGUGGACGCAAGGAGCGCCGCCGUGGUUUCUUCUCCUCGCAGCGCUCAAACAGCGUGAAAAGUCAGAAGAAGGAAGCCACAAACUACGCUUAA
Molecule: messenger RNA, 753 nt
Organism: Penicillium crustosum
Lineage: Eukaryota; Fungi; Ascomycota; Eurotiomycetes; Eurotiales; Aspergillaceae
Product: SUR7/PalI family protein
Exons: 4
Coding region: 1-753 (250 amino acids)
Biological process (GO): endocytosis; fungal-type cell wall organization; septin cytoskeleton organization
Cellular component (GO): cell cortex; plasma membrane; membrane raft
Source: RefSeq, a predicted model, not a curated record